AAAUUAUGCAAACCCCAAAGAAACACCCAACACAAAUAGUCCAACUUUCAUCAAUGGCUAAUUACCGACACCAUGAAAACCAGGGCAGCAAUGGUCAAAAGCAAGCGGAGGUGGUGGUGGUGAUGGUGCCGUUUCCAGCGCAAGGCCAUCUGAACCAGCUCCUCCACCUCUCCCGCCUUAUCUUGUCUUACAAUAUCCCCGUCCACUACGCCACCUCCUCCAUCCACAACCGCCAAGCCAUGCUCCGCCUCCAUGGCUGCGACCCAAGCUCAGUUUCAAACAUCCAUUUCCACGACUUCGUCAUCCCGCCUUUUGUCUCCCCUCCUCCCAACCCCAACGCGCCAAACAAGUUCCCUUCGCAUCUACAGCCAUUGUUCGACGCUUCCUUGCAUCUCCGUCAGCCCGUGGGCGCGCUUCUACGUGAACUUUCGUCCAAAGCGAGAAGAGUCGUCGUCAUCAACGACUCCAUGAUGGCGUACGUGGUGCAGGACGUGGUUGCCAUCCCAAACGCCGAGUCGUACACUUUCCACAGCGUGUCGGCUUUUGCUUUGUUCUUGUAUUUGUGGGAAGCAAUGGGAAAAGAAGUACCGUCGUUAGAAGCAGACGGCGGCAAGAAUAACAAUAUCCCGAAAGACCUUCCGUCUCUUGAAAGUUGCUUCACGAACGAGUUCUUGGACUUCAUUGCUUUUCACUGUGACUUCCAAAAGUUGAGCUCUGGGAGACUCUACAACACAUGCAGGAUCAUAGAAGGUCCCUAUCUGGAUUUGAUGGAAAAGAUACGUGGAGACAAGAAGCACUGGGCUCUUGGGCCAUUCAAUCCAGUCAGGAUACCUGAAAAGAAGAUCAGUUCAAAUAUUGGACGGCACAAGUGCUUGGACUGGUUGCAUAAACAGGCCCCUAAUUCGGUAAUAUAUGUGUCUUUUGGGACGACAACCACCAUGGAAGAAGAGCAAAUAAAGGAGCUGGCAAUUGGGUUGGAGCAAAGCGAGCAAAAAUUCAUCUGGGUAUUGAGGGAUGCUGACAAAGGAGAUGUUUUCAAUGGAGAAGUUAGAAAGGCUGCGGUUCCCAAAGGGUUUGAAGAGAGAGUUAAAGAGAGGGGAAUAGUGGUGAGAGACUGGGCCCCUCAGCUGGAAAUUCUAAGCCACCCUUCAACCGGAGCGUUUAUGAGCCAUUGUGGAUGGAAUUCUUGCAUGGAGAGCAUCACCAUGGGAGUGCCGAUAGCGGCGUGGCCGAUGGCGUCCGACCAGCCGAGGAACGCAGUGCUGAUAGCGCAGUUGCUGAAAGUUGGUAUUGUCGUGAAGGAGUGGUCCCAUCUGGAUCAGAUAGUGACGUCAAGGUCUGUGGAAAAUGGUUUGAAAAUGUUGAUGGCAUCGAGAGAAGGGGAUGUGAUAAGGAAGAGGGCAGCGGAUUUGGGCGGUGCUGUCAGGCGCUCUUUGGACAGAGGUGGAGUUUCAUGCAUGGAGUUGGAUUCUUUCAUUGCUCACAUCACUAGGCCGUAGAGGGGAUCCUAUAGACAUCAAAGACCAAGGGAAAACAAAAGAAAUGCCCAUAUUUUUUUUUUCUUCUUCUGUCUUUUUCUUUUUCUUUUCGAUCUAUUCAAUUGGGGGAGGGGGAAAAGAAAGAAAAGAAAAAAGAAAUGCAGAUCUGAAAUCCAGUUAAUUA
Molecule: messenger RNA, 1662 nt
Organism: Alnus glutinosa
Lineage: Eukaryota; Viridiplantae; Streptophyta; Magnoliopsida; Fagales; Betulaceae
Product: zeatin O-glucosyltransferase-like
Exons: 2
Coding region: 6-1499 (497 amino acids)
Molecular function (GO): UDP-glycosyltransferase activity
Source: RefSeq, a predicted model, not a curated record